UUAUUUUUUGAAUAUUUGUGGUUGCUUGGGGAAAACAAACAUGUUUGUUCGAAUUAACCGUGUUGCAAGUUUUUUUUCUUCUCUACUCAACAACACUCAUUCCCAACAUUGUUGUUCUGGUCAUCCAAACAUUUUAAUUCAACCAAACAUUUGUUCAAUUCAACAAAAAGCUAAUUUAACUUCCAAAUGGUUCUUAAAACUUCAUUGUCGUUAUUGUUUCUUUACUCGAAGAAAUGGGCGUUGGAUGGUUGAUUGUACUCGUUUUUCGGCCCACAAAAGUAUUCAAAGAGGAUUCAAUCCAAAACUUUAUUGGUAGAAAAAAAUUUGGAGGAAGACGGAGAAUGAAGAAAUAAUUAAAAAUUUUUGGACACAAGUUAGUUUGGAAAAAAAUUUUUUUUUUGUUUUUUUUUGU
Messenger RNA from Meloidogyne enterolobii, 412 nucleotides. The record is from the annotation of a GenBank genome assembly. Lineage: Eukaryota; Metazoa; Nematoda; Chromadorea; Rhabditida; Meloidogynidae.